AUGACAGUCCUAAACUCCAAGUUCGCCAGUGCUUCUUCCAAGCUUCCAGCACUUACCCUAUCCCCACUCCACUUUUUAUUGAAGUCUCAAUUCACCACACCACAACCAACCCCGAGCGACCUCGAUCUAUCAGGCCAAACAGCUAUUGUCACUGGUGCCAACAAUGGAAUCGGCUUCGCUUGCGCCCAACUUCUUCUCCAACGUGGGCUGAGUCACCUGAUUAUUGCUGUCCGCUCUGAGAGCAAAGGCCGUGAUGCUCUUGAGCAACUACGCCCGAUUGCUCCAGAUGCCAAGAUUGAAGUCUGGAAACUCGAUAUGGGGAGCUACAAUUCUAUCUCUGACUUUGUCAAGCGCUGCGAGACGCUUCCUCGUAUUGACUUGGCCAUCCUGAACGCUGGCAUGGGGAAUCAAUAUUUCAAAAUCAAUGAGUCUACGGGUCAUGAAGAAACCCUGCAGGUCAAUUUCCUGUCAACUAUGUACCUCUCCGUUCUUCUUCUCCCGAUACUCAAGGCCAAAGCAUCGCCGUCAAAGCCAGGAAGACUAAGCAUCGUCAACUCCGGCACAUCCAUGUUCUGCGAGUUGCCCGAAGCCAAGUCAGAUUCUUUAAUCGCGGCCCUCGACAAAGAAUCUAAUUACGAUGGAAUGGAUCGAUAUGGCAAAUCGAAACUGCUCGGCCAGCUUUUUGUGGACAGGCUAGCGCGGUACAUCGAUCCCAACGACGUCAUCAUCAACCUGGUUGAUCCUGGAUUAACAAAAGACACUGGCCUUGGGAAAGACGCGAAAGGCCUCGCCAGGAUUAUCAUGACCAUCUUCUCAAGAUUGAUCGGGCGAACUAAAGAGCAAGCAGCGUCAACGUACGUCGAUGCUGCGGUUCUCAAAGGUGAUGAGACACAUGGGUCUUAUGUCAUGGAUUGGCGGAUCUACCCCUUCGGCAAGUUUUACUACAGCGAGGAAUGUCGGGAUGUACAGGACCGAUUGUGGAAGGAGAUGAUGGAUGAGUUUGAGUUUGCGCACAUGGAGUGGAUUAUUCAUUCGAUGGUUAGAAGAGACUCGGAUUCAAGCUGA
Molecule: messenger RNA, 1065 nt
Organism: Fusarium coffeatum
Lineage: Eukaryota; Fungi; Ascomycota; Sordariomycetes; Hypocreales; Nectriaceae
Exons: 2
Coding region: 1-1065 (354 amino acids)
Source: RefSeq, a predicted model, not a curated record